UUUGUACUUCGGACUCCUUGCUCUGACGUCGUCGCCCGUGGGUCUUGCCUGCUGGCUGGUUGUCCUAGCUUGUCUUCUUAUCUUGGCAUCUGUGCACAAAAUACAUUGCCUGAGGCAAGAUCUCCGACGCCCUCACUUUCGUUAGGAACCCGUCGAUCCAAGGAUGCUGACGCACAUUCCGUUCCCCGCGCUACCGGUCCCUCCGUCAUGGUUUCCCGGACACAUGCUCCAGUUCCAAAAGAUGCUCCCAGCGCUGCUCAACAAGACGGAUGUCGUGCUGGAGCUACGAGACUCGCGUCUCCCGCUCACGAGCAUCAAUCGCAACUUCGAAGGUGCACUGCAAAAAUGGAGACGGGAACGCGGACAUGGACCAUCGACUGCCAGCUCGUCUCUGGAUACGCCGACUGCCGGCCCGAGUAAUGGACCUAUCUGCGAGCGGGUAGUGGUUUUCAGCAAGCGAGACCUGGUGCCGGAAUGGGGGAUCAAGCCUUUCCAGCGGGCGUUGGCCAACAAGUACCGCGACCAACAACAUUUCUUCGCUUCGUGGAACCGCACACGUGAUAUCAAGGCACUGAGCGAGCUCCUAGUCAAUGUAGCGAAGGAACAUCCGUACAGAUCGGAGCUCAACGUGCUGGUUGUCGGGAUGCCCAAUGUGGGCAAGUCGACGUUGCUGAAUGCGCUCAGGAACAUCGGAAUAGCAGGACCGACGCCUAAAGCGCUGCGGACGUCUGCGCACCCGGGGAUGACUCGUGUGCUCUCAACUCGGCUCAAGCUGUCAGUGGAACCGCUCGUGUACGCGUACGACUCGCCCGGAGUGAUGCUCCCAUUUUUGGGCCGGGACAUGACGGGAGCAGAGCGAGGGGUGAAGCUAGCACUCAUCGCCGGGAUAAAGGAGGGCUUGUACGACACUGAAGCGCUCGCGUCGUAUUUGUUGUACCGGCUGAACGUGCUGGACCCUGUCUCCCCAGCGUAUCUGAAGCUCCUGCCCUCCGGCACACCCCCACUCCUCGACGUGCACGAAUUCCUGAACUUGCUCGCGAAGCGAUUAUGCAUGCUCAAGCGUGGUGGUGUUCCUGACUCCUCGCGCGCCGCGGUAUGGUUCAUCAGGUGGUGGCGAGAAGAGGGUGGGCUCGCGUCUGCGUCCGCGCCGGCACUUCCCGAUUACUCAGCAGCUUCAGGAAUGGAGACGUUCCGCCGCGGAUGGGGCUUCGAUUUGGAAUGGAGCGUUGAUGCUGCGCAAGCUGGCAGAUACAACGAGGCGACGAUCCAAACAAAGAUGGAGGAAUGCAUCGACAAAUUUGAAGAGGCUGCGGUUGAGGAGGAACGGGAGGGCGGUUCUAUCAGCUCGACGCAGGAGAAAAAGCGGCUGAAGGAGCAACAAAAGACGAGACAGCGUGCACGGUCGAGUGCGAGACUGGCCGCUCGCAGGGGGGCGUGAGACGGUAAAGUGAAAUGUCUGACAUUUACACCGGCAUGGGAGGGCUUAUUCGGGAUAGACACAU
Molecule: messenger RNA, 1502 nt
Organism: Dichomitus squalens LYAD-421 SS1
Lineage: Eukaryota; Fungi; Basidiomycota; Agaricomycetes; Polyporales; Polyporaceae
Exons: 7
Coding region: 164-1438 (424 amino acids)
Cellular component (GO): mitochondrion
Molecular function (GO): GTP binding; GTPase activity
Source: RefSeq, a predicted model, not a curated record